UAAACUUCAACAAUGAUCCUGGUGCACAUUUUCGUCUUCCUUCUCGUUGUUCUUUGUACAGCUGCACAGGAGAAACCACCGACUGCAAUUACACCACGAUCCCAAGAUGAAAUCGAAAAAGAGUUUGAGUUGUUUCUAAUGGCCGACACGGAUCCUCCUACGACAACAACAACCACUACCACUACCACAACUACCACCACCACUACUACACCGCCACCGCCACCGCCGCCAACUAUUCAGAAGUCUGCUGCAGUGUCACCUGAAUCGGCCUCUUCCAAUUCCAUCAAUAUCCUCGUCUUCUGCAUCGUGUCCAUUACAACCUACUUGUGGUCUUAUUGAACUUUUUGUAUUGAUUAGAAUAGUCUUGAAUUGAAUGAAUGAAAUGGAUUUGG
This is a messenger RNA of Caenorhabditis elegans, 392 nucleotides long. It is a transcript of the gene Y43F8C.9, whose product is annotated as MS Related Protein. The coding region runs from base 13 to 339 and encodes 108 amino acids. Lineage: Eukaryota; Metazoa; Nematoda; Chromadorea; Rhabditida; Rhabditidae. The transcript is spliced from 2 exons. The record is from RefSeq and is marked reviewed.